Naumovozyma dairenensis CBS 421 is the source of this 2826-nucleotide messenger RNA. It is a transcript of the gene COS111, whose product is annotated as Cos111p. The record is from RefSeq and is a predicted model, not a curated record. The transcript has a single exon. Lineage: Eukaryota; Fungi; Ascomycota; Saccharomycetes; Saccharomycetales; Saccharomycetaceae. The coding region runs from base 1 to 2826 and encodes 941 amino acids.
AUGUCUGGAAAUUACAAAUCUGCUCAUAAAGUUAACAUUGUAGGUGAUAACUAUGGGUCACGUUAUGGGACUUCUAUUUACAAAAACUUAUAUGGUGAUACAAGAAAUAGUUCCAAAUCUUUAUUCUCCAUGAGUGCAGGCUCAGGUAGAGCCUCUCCUGCUACAAUUACAUCAAAUAAAGCGAAGAAAGCUGCUAGAGUGAUUCCAGUUCCUACAACAACAUUAAAACAGGUCACUGGUCCAUCCGGAUCGGCCUCUAGUACUUCCUUGACUAAAAUUAGUGAUAAGCAUGACGGUGCUUCGACCGAUACAAUGUCGAUCAAUACUGAGACAUCAAGGAAAUCGAAAAUUAAGAGGAAAUAUAAAUCAUUAUUGAGUUCAUCGUCAAAGAAGUUGAUGAAUAAAAUAUAUGACCAUCAUCCAUCUUCAGAUACUUUUUCAAUUUUCUCAAAUAAAACCUCACAUUCUCAAAGAAGUCAUUCCACUACACACAAUGAUUUUAGCUCCAAACCUAUCGCCACAGUAAACUUCAACAUUGCAGAUACUCCUUUGGCUACUAUUAACGAAUUACCAGUCGAAAUCAUAACCCAUAUUAUAUCUAAUAUAAACGACAACCAAAUAUCAGUCGUCAAAUGUUUGUACGUCUCUAAAAAAUUCUAUGAAGCAGCCAAAGUUGUUCUGUAUGAGAAUCCCUUUUUCACAUCCACUUAUCGUGUUGCCCAAUUUGUUACCUCUUUGAGAUUGAACACAGAAAAUGGACAUUACGUUAAAAAUCUAGAUUUGUCUCAACUGAAAAGUGGUAUCAUCACACAAGGUAAUAAUCAAGAUAAAUUUUCCAAUUCCGUUCAUACCGCAACGGAAGAGAGAACGAAUGCAAAUACCAGUAAUAAUAACACUGCUUCGAAUGCCUCUCUUGAUCCAAACACUACUAAUACUAACAAUGAAAUAACUCAGGACAUUGCUUAUGCAAGCUGGAGAGAUUGGAGACAUAGAAAUGAUCCAUUAUAUAGUGCCCCAUUACUUAAUAGUUACAAUUUGAAAAGAGUCAAUUCUCGUUCAUCAUCAAUUCACUCAACUUCUUCCAAUGGUAAUACAUCAACUGUUUCUUCCAAAAAUUCUAGAUCGAGACAUAGAUCAAAUAGUUCUGUUUCCUCAUUUACUAGCAGUAUCAUGUCAUCAUUACAAAAUAGUACCAUCACCCAACCAAACCCAACUAAUAACAACUCUCCACUUACUUCUAUUCAAAGAAUGCGUAGUGCAAGUAACGUUAACGAUAAUUCCAUCGAUCCUAUACGUGUUCAGCGUACUAUUUCAAAUAAUAGUGCUAAAGACCCAAACUCUGUUUCAAACAAUAUUUCUUGGUUUAGAAUGAGAUUAGGAUCAAGACAGAAGAAAGAGUUGGUAAGAUCAAGGAAAAACAGUGUUAUAUCAAGUACCAUCAAUGAAAUGGAUGAUAAAAAACAAACGAAAAGUAUCUUGGAAACGAAUAAUAAUACUACUAGUAAUAAUAACAAUAAUAAGAGUAAGGAAAAUAUUACAUCUCCCUCACCAAACCUCCAAUUAAAAGUCAAAAUUGAAGAACCCUUCAAAACACGUCAUCCAUAUACAAACAAAUUUUUAUUGAAAUAUGCCCCAUAUCGUGAUUUACCAUUAGGUUAUAUUCUUCAUUUAUUAAAAUCAUGUCCAAAUUUAACUGGAUUGAAUUUAUCUAAUCUGGUGUUAUUCACAGAUUUCCAAUUAGUUACAGAUCCGAAGAAGAAAACAAAGAGAAGACAAAGUUCUUCAUUACUAUUAUUACCAACUGUAGAAGAAGGUAUCUUAAAUCACAAGGAAAGAGAUCUAGAGACCGUUUAUAUGACAGAUUCUAGUAAGAACUAUGAAUAUUAUGAAAACUUAAUGAAUCAAAAGAAUGAAAGAAGAUCAUCGAUGUUUACCAAUAGUAGUAAUCCAUCUCAAUGGAUGCGGUCUCAUUCGACUGUAAAUUGGAACGAUAACCCAUUACCAAUUGAUGGUCAAACUAAAUUAAGAGAAGAAUAUAAAAAUAACAAUUUAAUUAAUAAUGAUAUUCAAUUAAGGAAAUUAAAUCCUUGUGAAAUCUUUGAAAUUAUUACCACCAGGAAUGUUGAAAGGAACAACCAAUUGAAAAGGAUUAAAAUGGAUGGCGUUGUUUGGUGUAGACAAUAUAUGAUCAAAUAUUUUAUCUUAAACACUUUUGAUAACUUGGAAUUUGCUCUAAUCAAUGAUACCAAAAGAACCAAAAUAUCAAACCAAGCUACCUCAAAUCCAUCAUUUGAUUUUAGUUUCACAAAAUCUGGGUUAAAUAGAAACUUUGCAUGGGCUUGCAAGGGUGAUUUAUUUGAUUUUGUUAGUUUGAUUGUAUUGGAUGAUUUAUUAGGACGUGAUGAUUUAGAAUUAGAAGAUUUAUUUAGAAUCAAAAAGGAAAGAUUAGUAGAAAAAGAAAACUUGAAUAGAGAUCCUGAUGUGUUGGAAGUUUCUGAGAUAUUCGAAAUUAAUUAUGGUAAGAAUUCAGAAGACCAAGAAACGAUGAAUUUCAGAUUAACUAUUUUGAAGAGUGACAACCAAACAACAUCCAGAGUUAGAAAAAUCACUCCAACAAAUGUUUCCUUAGUGGUUAAUCUAAAUUCUAACGAGGACUUCAUUCCUCGUACUUCAUCAAAUAAUAUAACUGAAGAUACUCUUCCAGAAGCUGUAAGAAGAGUGCAUAAUCUGACUAACGAAUUAGUUAGUAAGAUUCGUGAUUUAAGAAGCUCUGAUUUAAGAAGGAACAUCGGUGAAAAUAAUUAUAUCAGGGAAAGAGUAAUGUAG